Molecule: messenger RNA, 207 nt
Organism: Acaulospora morrowiae
Lineage: Eukaryota; Fungi; Glomeromycota; Glomeromycetes; Diversisporales; Acaulosporaceae
Source: the annotation of a GenBank genome assembly
AUGAGUAGCGGAGGUAAAAUUAGCAAAAAGAGGAAUGUCGAUACAGAUAAUGCAGGACAUCAAAUUUCGUCCAAAAAUACUGAAAUUUCCGAGACCGGUGGUUCCGGAAAAAUUUCAUCUAAAAUAGAAACAGAUAGUAUAACCACUUCUUUCAGCAAUUCAGAAGAUAAGAUAAUUGAGAAGGUUAAAUCUUUACCAGAGACUAAG